Sycon ciliatum is the source of this 5115-nucleotide messenger RNA. RefSeq lists its product as uncharacterized. The transcript has 5 exons. The record is from RefSeq and is a predicted model, not a curated record. Lineage: Eukaryota; Metazoa; Porifera; Calcarea; Leucosolenida; Sycettidae. The coding region runs from base 897 to 4184 and encodes 1095 amino acids. Gene Ontology annotation, molecular function: protein binding.
GCCGACAGGGUUUUGAUGCGCUGUGGCGGUGGCUUGCAAUAGCACUGUGACUGUGACUUGUGCUGAGGUUACUAGUUGACAUAAUAAAACACAACGACCGAAGAAGUGCCAUUUUAGUUCCUCUUUCUGCAUGUGACAAGUAGCCUGUAUUCGAGGGCGACUGACUCAGUGAGCACGGGUGUGGAGUUCAUUACUCAGCGUGAGUGAGUGAGAAACUUUGUGAGGAUAGUUGGAAUCAGUUCACCUGCUAUCCAGAGCGAAAUCAACAGCAGCAUAGCAAUCCCGGGCAAGAGCGUUGCUUCAGAAGUAUUACUAGUUGAAGGUGCUAGCAUCCUUCGUGUCGUGUCAGGCUUCCUGAGAGUAGUAGAGUUAUAGCUGUGGUCCUGCGCGCAUACUGGACAGUUCUUUCCAUCACAACUGUAGUCUGUACUGUAGUAGUCUGCUACUGUAGUGUGUCUGAAUAGCCGUGGAAUCUGUAAGGGGAUUUCUGCUAGUGCGUUGUGAUCAUAGUUCUCAGUAGUAGUGUAGGGUUGUGCCCGGCUCCCCCCGUUUUGCUCGUGCAUCGCCAGUCAUUUCGGAGUUGUAGCGUUGCGUUGCAGGUGCUUACUAGUAUCUCGCAGUGUUGCUUUGAAGUUCGCAUUCCCGACAGCCGCCAACAGAAGGUUUCAGAACCCGUAAGUAACUGUUGCUGCUGACUGUUCUGCAAGACAGAGACACGGAGAGGGAGAGGGAGAGAGCGCGGAGGUCACCCAGAGCUGCUGAUCUCUUCCUGUGCCAUUGCGUAGCGGCUGGACUGCACUGUGCGUUGGCCUGUCAGCUAACGACUACGUCGUUACCAGUGAUAGAGGCGAAGAGAGAACUAGGCUGGCUCCACUGCCACCAGGCUCGUUGCCGAUAUGCACCUUCAAGCUGGAUCCGAAAAAGGCAGCCCGCAUCGCCAAACCCUAGGAGGAAAAGUUGCCGAACGUCACGGCAUCAGCAAUGGCAGUAGCAGUAACAGUGAUGCUGAUGAUGGCUCUGUUUACCGUUUCAUGACAGCCAGUGCUUUUGUAGUGCGUAGACCUGGCAUUUGCUAUCCCCAGUUGGAGAAUACGACCUCGCCUCCGGAAGAACAGCACAUGCGACAGCCAUGCUUGAAGCCAGUAAUACUAGCUGGCAAGCGCAAGGCCAGUGACCCGCAAGCACUGCGCUAUGAUCACCAUGGUGCAUCUGUCGCCAGUGAUCCUGUGACAACAGCCAGCGUCGGUGGUGGCGGCUGCUGCACCAGCAAUCAUGACAGCCCUUCUAGCUCUACAUCUUGCAGUAGCCUAGACAUAGAAGCCCUGACUGCUAGUGCUAGCACUCUCCCAAGAGCAGCUCUCCCUUCCAGUGAUAGCAUUGUUCGUGAAGGUCACCAUGCCAGCCUCGCUCACUGUGGCAUCGGUAAGCCUGACCCAGUGCCACCAGUGAACAUCUAUGGCCCCCGUCCGGUCGAGGCGAGACUGACAGAUACCUCUUCCUGGUUUACUGCAGACAAAACUCUGAAAAAGUUACGGGACGUGCUCCAGGAAGACCACCGCAACAACAAUGAAGCUUCCGACACUGAUGGAGAAGGUGAAAGCCAGGUACCCCUGUCACAUUUCCAGAGUGAUGUAGUAUUGGACGGCGUCAGAGAGUCUAUGUGCUCGGAAACCUGUGUGGCAAGCUCUGAUGCGGAAAGUCAUGUACAUGUAGAUGAGCCAGAAUUGGCACAGUCCAGUUCUGGCAUGUCGGCUGAUUCUAGCGACGAGUGUGAUGUGCACUGCUACAUGUCCGGUCUCAGUUCUGAGGUGCAGCUCCUGAUCUGCCGCCAUAUGGAGGUGGAAGACUUAUCGAGGCUUGCGCAGACCUGCUGUUACUUUGCCAACCUAAUCCAAGAGGCAGAAUCAUUGUGGAAAUACCUGUGCAAGCGCGACUUCAACGUGCUAACCCGUGGCAAGAAUGCCUCUUACGCUGAUCUCUACAUUCUGUUCUACAAAGUGCACAAGCUGGCUGCUAGCACGUGUGCAGACCACCUGUACAAGGAGACGGACAUGCUGUGGCUUAUGGCUAGCUGCUGGGCCAAGUGCCCGGUCGAGCGCUGGGAAACGGUGGCGUCUAACAAGGUGCGCAUGCUGGGUCUCUCCCUGGACGAUAUGGACAGCUCCGCCAAGAUAGUGCCAACGGGACAGAUUGGCCAGGGCGGCCGCAUCGUCAAUCACUUCGCCUGGCGUGACGUGGUGGACGCAAUGAGAGCGCUGCAUAGUGGUAGCACGCUGGAGGUUCAAAAGUAUCUUAUUCGCCGAUGCCUGAACCAUCGCAUAACCAGCAGUGUGCACGACCGCUACGUACGUCAUCAGAUGGACCAGCGCGAGCACAGCCUGGUGAAGUACUUGGCCAUAGUACCAACACGGAAGAAUGUGUUGCUAGCUGGUCUGUAUCAGGGCGGUCUCAAGAGCCUACACUCCCAGAUCACACUACGUGACGAAGCGAUGUUCCUCAUCCACCCACUGCUGCGCAUGUAUCGCUGCGGUCACAUUCGUUUCGGUGCAAAAUCAGUCGCGCACUACGUCGACGCGUGCGACAUCAUACAACAGUAUGUGCUGAACAAGGUCUGGUGCCAGCGAGAGAGUAUGGAGAUUCGCGAUUACUCCAUGUGCCUAUGUUUGAUGCACAAGGAGCUGGCUCAGCAGCUGGAGACGCAAUCAGUGAGUAUCCCGGACAUGCUGGCCGUGGCGGAGAGCUACUACAAGCGCAUUGCUGCCGUCUGGAAGUGGCAGACUCAGCACGGUAUGGAGUACAUGUGGCACCAUCGGCCAUCCUGUGUCAUCACAGCUCAUGUAGCCUGCGGGAAAUAUCUGGAGUCGGGUGAGAUGGAAUACCUGGACACGCUGACCAGGUACUUUGAAACACGAGAGGCACUGGUCAAGCAACUGGACACCAUCAUGGAGAAGUUGGACGAGUGCAUACCCACUGACGAGAUCACAGUGCUCUACGUUGCCAUGGCAGCCAUGCCCAGGCCAGCCUUCCGGGCAUGCACCACCGGAGCAGCGCCGCGCAUGAACCCCCCGGGAAUGUUCACCUGCGCUCACGCUCACAGGCUGGAAAACGCCAUGCCAGGCAUGCUCGGCUACACUAACCAUCCACGAUGCAGGUGUAAUCAUGGUGCCGGCAACGGCGAACAGACAAUACUGACGCAGCUGCACAGGAUCUCCCACGCCCCGUGCCGGUAUCCCGACUGGGUCCAGGCACCGACGGACAUCGAGACGCUGCCGAGGCUCAACCUGCGAAGGUACAGGCCGUCGUUUAGCUCGUGGUGGGGACCAGUGGAGCCAGUGGGCUACAACGAGUAUCAGCGAACAACAAUGGGUUGGGAAUACCAAGAGUUGCUGCGACAGUGGCUGCGCGUGUCCGACACCGCACGCCGCACGGAGGUCUAUCAAGACGCGUACAACCUGGUGACGGGACUGCUGAAUGCAAAGAGCGGCGGAGAGGCUGCCAGUACUGCGAAGCUGAUCCAGUUUGUGUCCGUCCGGUACACGCACUGCUCCAUCAAGAUACAUCUCCGCCAGUGUGCCAUCCAGCGUGAGCUGCAAGCACUGCGCUUGAAUUACACGACUGACAGGUCCAGGGCGGCGACACCAGCCGCACCCAGCACUUUCGCGAAGCCCGUGGCAAUCCGCUUUCCCCAGCUUCAUACCUGUGCAAGCGUAGGUGCAUUGCCAUCGACAACGUUGAGACACCCAUGGUUCGUAUCACCGACUGGUGACUCAUUGCUGUGGCCACAGUCCGUGCCAGCAUCUGCCAUCGAUGGCCAGGCUAGCCAUGCGACGGCGGCAUUAAGGCGUGAAAUCGGCGUGCCAAACGUAACCCGUUCCACUCAUGCCACAGUGGCGACCAGCAGAGGGGCAAGAUUGGGCUUGGGCAGGAGCAUCUCGCAGUCCAAUCUAUCUAGUGCUGCUCACCUGGACCGGGAAGAGGAAGAGGAUACCGGCAGUUCUACUCACAAGCUGAGCGCUAAAAAAGGACCAGCACGAGCGGCUAGCCUUGGUCCUUCCCUCAUGAUGAGCUCAGAGCCCAGUCAUAACCGUGGCUUGAUUGCCAACACCAUGAUUGUGACGGGGUACACGCAUAUUGACCAAGACAUCCACCAGUAUUUCUGCCUAUGCCGCGAUGGUCAGCCGUGAGCAGCGAUUUUCCGUUCCUUUCCUGGCGUGGCUUGGAUAAAGGACAUUAUAAGGACGUUACUCGAGGUGUCGGCCAUUCUCUGUGGUCUGGUCACGCUGUGAAUCAAUCAUAAAAUUUAUAAGUUAAAAUGGAACUAAGUCUUAUUUAAUACCUCUGUGAAAUACUUGAGCAAAACAGUAUCGAAGCCCCACUCUGCCAUAGUUUAGGUUCACGUACUUUAAUAGCAAAGUUGAAUUCAUUCAUAUUUCGUUCAUGUCUAACUCAAAAUGCCUCGCUUUACUUUCGAAGUAUUCUUCAACUCUAAUUGAGAUGGCAGAAGUGCCUAUAUAUCAAAUGAAGUAAAAUGAAAACAAACAACAAACAGCAUCCAUUUUGCACACGUACACUGCUGUGUACAGAUGGCUUGCUUAUCCAGGAUAAUUUGACUGGACACGAACUGGUCCGGUCCUGGUUUUAGUGGUCCCCUGCUACAGGUUGCUUUAUCAGAGUGAUUCCUUUGACAGGUAUUGCUGUAGAACAGCAGACAGCGCACAGUGGUGCGCAGCAGUGCGAUAUUUCACACAAGGACAUGUACAAUGUAGCUAGGGCACUCUCAACGUAGGCUGCAGAACACCACCGCGGUUGACUCCAGCGCUAUUACUGGCCAAUAUUGUGAAUUCAAGCAGAGAACUCGAUGAUGAAGUACUAGGUACUCGUUUCUCGAGUAUUUACUCAACUCCCUAACACCCACUGGAAAUUGCCUGCAGUAAACACUGCAAAGCUAGAGUCAGCUCAACCGGGAAACGGACAGCGCAAACAGACAAAAGAGCAGUGAAAGGUUUUCUUUUUGUCAAAGGUGGUGAAACCAGCAGCACCAAAAAACCAACCCUACUUACACUCAGAUGCAUGAGGAGCAAGAAAGUAGAGAUACUGUAGAUCGUGUCUUUUUAA